Molecule: messenger RNA, 2282 nt
Organism: Diuraphis noxia (Russian wheat aphid)
Lineage: Eukaryota; Metazoa; Arthropoda; Insecta; Hemiptera; Aphididae
Source: RefSeq, a predicted model, not a curated record
UUGGCCAUUGGGUAAAGAAACAAAAUUAAAAAAUAAAUAACCCAUGUUAUGAAGAUAUUUUACGUUUAAAAACUGGAAAGUAUUGGAAACUGUUAAAUACUACCAUACCCUUCAAGAAUAUUUAAUAAUAUUCAUAUUUACAAUAAUUAAUUUGAAGGCGUCUACUCUUUUAAUCAUGCUUUUAAUUUCAGUAAUACCUGAGUCAUAAUAAUCAAACAAAUUAUUUUGACAACUUACACAAAGACUACAAAUUUACUAUGAAUACAAUCAGCAAGUAUGUGCAGUAUCUGCGACAAAUUCAUAUUUUAUCAUCAAAUAUUUUGAAGCAACAGUUUAUAAUUAAUCAAAAACAAAUUUCAACUAAUACAAAUUCAACAUUUUUAUAUUUUUCUUCAAGUUUUAAAUCAAUGAGAUACUUAUCAAAUACUACUAGUCAAUUGGGUUUAUCUAACAUAAUUCCUUCUAAUGAUAUUUUAAUAACUAGUAUAAAGAGUGCAAAACAAACAAGUGAUGUGUUACAAAUGUUAAGGCUUCAUAAUACUGCAAUGAGUGCUCCACAACAUUUACAAGCAUUAAAUUCUUUAUUUCUACUACAAAAAAGCAGAAGAACAAAACUGUCAAAUGAAGAAGUAACAAGAAGCCCAGAAUUUACAGCAAUGUGUCGCAAAAUUCAAAAUUAUUCAAGAAAUCUUGAUCUAAAUGAUGUAAUGAAUAGUGUCAAGUGCUUAUCUUAUUUGGGCGUAUCUGUUAAUAGUAACAUUAUGCAGAUGUUAUUACAGUUGAUUAGUAAAAUGAUAAAUGACAUGUCUUUACAGCAAAUCACAUUUUUACAUUUUUUGUUAAAAGAAUUAUCAUCAUGCCCUUUAGUUGAUGCCUUAAAACUUGCAUUGCCAAUAGUUUUUGAAACACAAGUACAAUACAAAUUAGAAGAUAAUUUAUACUGGCAAGUUGAAUUCCUCAACUAUAUUGCUAAACACAGGUUGUCUCAAGAAACAUAUGACUUUGUCAUGUCAAGAAUCAUAAGAAAUAUUGAUCAAAUAAGUCCUAAAAUUGUUCAAAGUUUAUUACUUUGUUUAUAUUACAAAGACUAUUCAACUGAAAAAUAUAUUGAUACAAUUAACAGAUGUUUACAAUAUUAUACAAAUCAUCUAGAUUAUAUAGCUGAAAUUUCAGAUAUUAAUGCUGUCUUAUCAAGAAUGAUAAAUAAGUAUUCUACAGAUUCUGAGUUGUUUUAUAAUGAGCAAUUUAUUAAUACAGCUGUGAAAUUUGCGAUAAAGAAGGAAGAGAGUUUUGAACCUCUAGCAUUCAUAUUGAAAAAAUUAAAUAGGAUUGGAUUUGUUCACCGUGGAUUACUUGAUUACAUGACAAAUAAACUAACAAGUCAACAUGAUAUCUUCGAGAAUGUUAAAUUUGGAGUAUUAUUAUCUUACAUUGCAGCAUGUGCUAAUGCAAAUUAUAUUCCACCAGGUUUCGAAGAGUUAAAACCACUUAUUUUGACAAGACUUAACAUGCAAAAGGAUGUUUUAGAAUUACCAUGGUUGGUAGUGACAUUUGACUUGGCUGUUUUAGGCUGUUGGUCAGAAGAACUUUUAGAAAGAGUAUUUUCUAGAGAUUUUCUUUAUGGAUUCUUAAAACGAAGUGAUAAUAUACAUGAUCAUAUUAUGUUGCUUAAACUGUACCAAGCUUCAAAGACUUUAUAUCCUGGUGGUUAUAAUGGAUCAUUGCCACCUCAGGAAAUUAUUGAAAAAGCUAUUGAUAUUUAUCAACAUAAUAUCAAUGACUUUCCACUAAAAGCUGCCUUAGAACAUGGUUUGGGUGGAAGUGAUUAUGUGUUAACAGGGGUCCGAAGCCAAUUGGGACAUUUUAUUGAUCAUUUAGUAGUCAUGAGACCUGGUGGAUACCCUGUUGCCAUUAAAAAUGAAAUCAAAGAUAGUAAAUCAUUGUUGUUGGAAAACAUUGUUGAUUCUAGUGAUAAUCUUGCAAUUGGUAUAUUACUUUACAAACCAAAUAGCUAUGCCAUCAAUUUAAAUUGCUUAAGAGGUCCAUACAUGCUUACAAACAAAACAAUUGAAGCUUUGGGUAUAGGAGUUUUACCAAUAUCAAUGGAUGUUUGGGAUGGUCUUAUUGAUUAUGAAAAGAUACCUUACAUUAUGAGAGAGUUAAAAUCAAAGGCUGAUCUUAAUUUAAUUGCAGAGUAGUGUUAUGCUAUGCAUAUUUUUUUAUAUGUACAUGUAUAAUUAUACAAUUAACACUUCAUUCAUUAAACUGCAGUUUAGUUAAAA